Messenger RNA from Capsella rubella, 3182 nucleotides. RefSeq names its product subtilisin-like protease SBT3.12. The record is from RefSeq and is a predicted model, not a curated record. Gene Ontology annotation, molecular function: serine-type endopeptidase activity. The transcript has 8 exons. The coding region runs from base 790 to 3072 and encodes 760 amino acids. NCBI's taxonomy places the organism in Eukaryota, Viridiplantae, Streptophyta, Magnoliopsida, Brassicales, Brassicaceae. Gene Ontology annotation, biological process: proteolysis.
AUUGAAGAAGCAGAGCGAUAUAGACGAAAGAGAUACUGCAAAUGCUAAUCUUGUCUUCCUCGUUGAUCAUCAUUAACCUUUUUUUCUAUUCCAGCAAACUCCAUCAUUAACCUAAGGCUUCUCUCUAUCUUCUCUGUUUUUAUUUUUUUUGCUUUCCAUUUUUUGAUUGAAAUAAUUGCGAACCUAACCUAAUUUUGACAUCUUGUUCAUACUUGAUAGUAAGCUCUCAUUGUGUAAUUGCCAGUUCCUAUCCAUUUGAAUGUGAUUUAUAACCUAAUUUACGAUCAUGUUCAUUGUUCGUAGGAAACCGAAAUAGUGUAAUUGCUAGUUCCUAGCCAUUCGAAUUAGAUUUCUAGAUCAUCUGAAAAAAAUGAUUUUUCUAAAUCUAUCGUUUGUCAUUAUAAUCUUAUCCAUAAAUAGAAAUUAGAAAUGCUAAUGAAUAAAAAUAACAGAGAGAGAGAGAUGUGUGUUUUAAGUAAAACCCCAAAUUUAACAGGAACGGCAUAGCAAACUGAUAAAACUGUCUUAUGUCAAAAUUAGAGUUGUCUCGUUUAAAUCUAUUUGGACAUUACCCACAUUAGUUUUGUUCGUUUGAUUAAUUUUUUUUUUUUUUUGUAUUUUCUAUUUAUAAUUAGUUUUUGGUGAUUGUUUAUUGUGAGCAAAACCACCAGCUAGCUAUUCAUGUUUGUUUGUUGUUCUGUAAGUUUUUGAAGAAGACUAUUAAAGAAUCAAAAUGUAAACCAAUAAACAAAACUUAAAAAAGACAAAGCUUUUCUUCCCCCAAAGAACAUGGGAGUUCUGAAGGGAAGAUCCAAAGCUUGUCUCUUUGUUGUAUUCUUGUACAUUUUAAAUUGUGGGUUUUGUGUGUUUGCUCAAGAAAGCAGCAAUGAGAAGAGAAAGGUAUAUAUAGUUCAUUUAGGUGCGAGGCGACAUGAUGAUCCUGAGUUGGUCUCAGACUCACACCAUAGGAUGUUGGAAUCGGUUUUCGAAAGCCCGGAAGCUGCUCGAGAGUCCAUCAUCUACAACUAUCACCAUGGGUUCUCCGGGUUUGCAGCCAGCCUUACAGACUCACAAGCUAAACAACUUUCAGACCGUCCUGAUGUUUUCAGUGUCACGCCAAAUCGAAUGCUUCAGUUGCAGAGCACUAGGGUUUAUGAUUAUUUGGGUCUUUCGCCGAGUUUGCCCAAAGGAAUUCUCCAUGAGAGCAACAUGGGAAGUGAUCUUGUCAUUGGUUUGAUUGACUCUGGAAUAUGGCCAGAGUCUCCGGCUUUUAACGAUGAAGGGCUUGGACCGAUACCAAAACAUUGGAAGGGAAAGUGUGUAGCCGGAGAGGGUUUUGACCCAGCAAAGCAUUGCAACAAGAAGUUAGUAGGAGCAAGGUACUACACUGAUGGCUGGGAUGAGUUAUUUCCUGGGACCUCAAUCAGCGAGGAAGAAUUUAUGUCCGCUAGAGGUUUAAUUGGACAUGGGACGGUAGUCUCUUCAAUUGCAGCAUCUUCAUUCGUGCGUAACGCUUCAUAUGCUGGUCUUGCACCCGGAGUCAUGAGAGGCGCUGCUCCAAAGGCUCGUAUAGCUAUGUACAAAGUUGUUUGGGAUAGAGAACUUUAUGGGUCAUCCCCUGUGCAUCUGCUCAAGGCAUUUGAUGAGGCCAUAAACGAUGGCGUUGAUGUAUUGUCGAUUUCAAUAGGCUCUGGGGUUCCUUUUCGCCCAUAUGAACCUACUUCGGGAGAGAUAGGGGGAGAUAUAUCGGUUGGAUCGUUCCAUGCUGUGAUGAAGGGCAUUCCGGUUAUAGCUGGUGCUGCUAAUUCAGGCCCUGAUGCUUACACUGUGGCUAAUGUAGCUCCGUGGUUGCUCACAGUCGCUGCAACUAGCAUAGACCGUACCUUUUAUGUGGACUUGACAUUUGGAAAUAACGUUACCAUAAUAGGUCAAUCUCAAUAUACAGGUAAAGAAUUAUCUGCUGGUUUAGUUUACGUCGAAGACUAUAGAAAUGUGACCUCUAGCAUGCCCGGAAAAGUUAUCCUAACUUUUGUGAAAGAAGAUUGGGAAAUGACAGACGCAUUGCUGGCUGCAACCAACAACAAAGCCUUGGGGCUGAUCGUGGCACGCAGUUCUGAUCAUCAAAGUGAUGCUCUGUAUGAAGAACCAUACGUCUACGUAGACUAUGAAGUUGGAGCUAAGAUUCUACGAUACAUCCGCUCGACAAAUUCUCCAACUGUUAAAAUUAGUACUGGUAAAACGCUUGUGGGACGUCCUAUUGCGACUAAAGUUUGCGGAUUUUCAUCUAGAGGGCCUAAUUCAGAGUCUCCAGCCAUUCUCAAGCCUGAUAUAGCAGCCCCCGGUGUGACGAUUUUAGCAGCUACCUCUGAAGCCUUCCCCGAUUCUUUCGGCGGAUAUACCCUAGGUUCGGGAACAUCCUAUGCCACUCCCGCUGUUGCGGGGCUCGUCGUACUCUUAAAAGCAUUACACCCUGACUGGUCUCCUGCCGCGCUUAAAUCAGCUAUUAUGACUACAGCAUGGACGACCGAUCCAUCCGGGGAACCUAUCUUUGCGGAGGGAGAACCACGGAAACUGGCUGAUCCAUUUGACUACGGCGCAGGACUCGUGAACAUAGAAAGAGCCAAAGAUCCGGGACUAGUUUAUGACAUGAAUGUAGACGAUUACAUUGACUUUUUCUGCGCCUCUGGUUACAACGAGACAGCAAUCACUACACUUGUCGGAAAACCCACGAAAUGCUCGUCUCCGUUACCAUCUAUACUCGAUCUUAACUACCCGGCCAUCACGAUUACCGACCUUGAAGAAGAAGUGACCGUCACGAGAACGGUAACCAACGUUGGACCUGUGAAUUCGGUUUAUAAAGCCGUGGUGGAGCCUCCUCAAGGUGUAAAAAUUGUUGUUGAACCAGAGACUCUGGUGUUCUGUUCGAACACGAAGAAACUUGGGUUUAAAGUUAGGGUUUCGUCAAGUCAUAAGAGUAACACUGGUUUUAUCUUUGGUAGUUUCACUUGGACUGAUGGGUCUCGUAAUGUUACCAUUCCUUUGUCUGUGAGAACUCGUGUUUUGAACCCUUGAAUAACAAAGAUUCCUCAAUUCGUCAUAAAUUGUUUUUCUUUGUUUUUCUUCUCUUUUUCCAUAUCAUAAUGAAAACAAAAACAUAUAAUGUAUAUUGUAAUUUCGUUAUC